This is a messenger RNA of Sycon ciliatum, 3114 nucleotides long. RefSeq lists its product as uncharacterized. The record is from RefSeq and is a predicted model, not a curated record. The coding region runs from base 955 to 2376 and encodes 473 amino acids. The transcript has 7 exons. NCBI's taxonomy places the organism in Eukaryota, Metazoa, Porifera, Calcarea, Leucosolenida, Sycettidae.
UAUCGUUUGUCGCUCAAGUCAUCAUCUUCACCGCUGUCAUUGUGCGGUGCUAGAGGAGCUAGCAAGUGGUCGAAACUACAAGACCGUACUGAUGUACGGGUGAAAAGAGGAAAGGAGGAACUGUUAGACCCUGUAUGUAAGAACCGAGACCAAGCAUUCCCGUCAACAAGGUCCCAAGUGUCAGUAUGUUCGAUGUUCGAUCGUUACUACAUUAGUUUGCUUUUGUUCACCUCGGGUGCUUUGGGUCUCGGUGUGUUGUAGUAUUCUUUGGGGUGGACUGGUGAUGUGAAUGCAGCUGCAAAAAUUGUUGAUAGUUGGGUAGGUUCAGCCCGGUUUGGUUGAGUAGCUGCACAACUACUGUCACUGCAGUACACGUAAGUCGUUGCAGUAAAGUGCCGUACUAAUUCUGUUGCCAAAUGAUCGAGAGCAAACCAGGUAAACCGUCUGAUGGUCCGUGACUGAAGGCCAGAAACAUCAACACUGUUGGUGCAAGUGCGAAGUGCAAGGUCAGGUGCCCUCUGCACUUGGGGUGAGGUGCUAACACUUUCAGCUCAACCGCCAACACUGGCAACAGCUCAAAAAUCAAGCGUCUGUUGGAUAGGCGUGAGUGAAAACCCAAAGCUGGCUAGAAACUGGGACUAGUCUUUCUAGGUACGAGUGCUGUUAUGUGGCAGCGAGUGAGUCGUUGCUAGUGUAGAUCUACAUGCAGUGGAAAGGCUCUGGGUGCCUCAACUGGCUCUAGCUCAGCUGCAUGACCGCGGCGUCGUCUUUGUUUCUGGCGUGGAAGUGGGAGCAUUGGAACUGUAGCUGAAGCUGCAAUUGUGACAAUGCCAAUGGUUUUUACUUCGUGACAAGCUCCGUAUGAAGCGUCCAAGCUUGAAGACAGGGGAAAGCUUCCAAGAAAAGCUUUGACUCUAGUACCUAUCGUCAUCCCAAGCAGGACAUCUAUAAUCGAUGGCGUCCCCACAGCCUAUCGACAGAGCCAGUAGCAGUGAGUCGUUUGACGAAGAGGACCUGGUGUGCGCACUAAGUUGCCUGGAGGCCACUGCAGAUCAGCUGAAACAUGAAGAAGAACUGGGACAUUUGCCUAUCAGCUGCAGAACAGAGUCCUGUGGUUCUAGUGAAGCCGUAUCACUAGCAAAGGAAUUGCAAGUAGCACAGCAUCCAUCAACAGCACAUGUAGACUUGGAGUCCAGGGCAGACAUGAGCUUGGUCGGCUCUGAAGCCGCAGAGCAACACCUCUGUGCAGACAACUGCAGACAAAACUACGAGGAUGUGGAUCUGCGGGGCGCUGACUCUCCUGAUCUGCACACAGCUGCCGCACUAAGGAUCCAGCGAGCAUGGAGACACCACAGAUUACUAAGCUCCAGCAGAGAAGAGGUCACUGCAGAGAGGCCCAAUCCGUUUAGCAGCCCUACGCCCGAUCAGUUGAAGCUAAGACUGACGUCUGUGGAUAGCAAGGCUAGUCUCGAGCAGUCGUUUGCCACUGAUGACGAAGCGUCACCAGUUGAUCCCACCUACCACAUGGCUACAGUAGCUGCUCAGCUGUGCACGCUUGCUUCCCAUGAGAAACACCUGGAAGAGAUAACCCGGACAGUACCAUCAUCCGGUGAUGAGAUGGAGGGGGAGGAGGAGGAGGAGGUGGACGGUGCUCACACUAGUGUUCUGUCCUCUGCUCAGAAGGCAAGACUGCUGGCACCCAGCAUGCAGAUAUGCUUCACCGCCGCACGUCAGGAUGCAUCCGAUGUGGCACCGCAUCUUCCAGUCAGCGGACGAGAGAGUAGGGGCGCUGCGGACGGUGCAUCUUCAGGCUCGCCGGUAGGAACGGACGACGAGCGUAGCGACAGCAUAAAACAAGACCGGCUGGCAGUGAAAUCACACGCGGCCAAGAUGGCAUCUUGUGGAUCUCCUCAUAGUCGGCUGUCAGUGGACGGCGGUGCAUCUGAUGUUGCGGCAUUGGCUGCUCGCUCUAGUUCACCGGACAAUAUCGUGAUGGACUCAGCAAUAGCUGCUCCUGGAAGCCAGGCAUCUGGUGGACGACAGCGUGCCAAUCAGGUGUUUGAUGUGCGAUUGCUAUCUCAACUAUCAGUUCUGCAUCUGCAGAGUCUACGCGAGGAAUUCGAAAAUGAAGUUCGAAUGAUGUCAGAAGAGCUAGUCGAGCAGCUGACUGAACGUGAUGGUCGCGUAUCCGACCGUGAGGAGUACAACCGACUCUUCCGGCACUACUCAAAGCUUCAGAAGGAGCCAACCUACCGAGAGGAUUCUGCCGUAACAUGGCCGUCUUCCUUUCAAGCUCCAAACCCGGCGAAGCCAUCUUCGUCGUCCACAGGUAUUCUCUCACGGACGCGUGAUGCCCUGCGGUCAAAGAUGGCGUAGCGUGCAUGCUGGCACUUACACCUACUAGUAUGCACGACAUGGAGGAACUUAGUGCACGGAGCAACAAUACUAUCACCGCAUCAGCUGCAAGCGUAUGUAUACAAUACUAUCACCGCAUCAGCUGCAGGCGUAUGUGCUUCUUGGAAGCCAAAUGCUCAUGCAGUUUUCCGUACUUGCCAAAUGCCUUUCUCAGCUUGCCUUUGUUUUGAGCUCGGCAACUUGAAAAUGUAUUGAGAUAGGCUACGCACAUCCUGCAAUAUUCUAGUAUCUUUUAAAACGUUUUCUUAUGCAGGAUUAUACGGUUACACAGUGCUAACAGAGAAUCCAAGGCUAGGCCCGGAUGGGGCAACAAGAUGUGUUUGUGCCUGAACUAUUCCUAACCUAGUUCCCCCAUUGACCGGCAUUGUGAUGGGCCAAUCCAGUACAGAAUUGAAUACAAUGUUGAGAUGUUGUGCAAUUCAACUAAUUUGCUUUAUUUUAUUACUCUAUUGCUAUUUCCCGAGCAACAAUUUUCUCAUUGAUUCAUUAACCUAGCUAGUAGCUGUUACAGAAUUCUCAGUGCCCAUGGCUAUUUAAGAUGCCUUUUCAUUCCUUUUCUUCUUCCCUCUAUUCCUUGAUUGGAAGACUCCCCCCCCCCCCCUUUCAGAACUUUUUUGAAAAGUGUUAUUAACCCAAGACAGCCUGCUGUCCCAACAACAAAAUAUCAGAUAGGUAAUAAUCAUUACCAUCAUGCAGUGA